Molecule: messenger RNA, 9592 nt
Organism: Neodiprion virginianus
Lineage: Eukaryota; Metazoa; Arthropoda; Insecta; Hymenoptera; Diprionidae
Gene: unc79
Product: protein unc-79 homolog
Exons: 47
Coding region: 606-9002 (2798 amino acids)
Molecular function (GO): protein binding
Source: RefSeq, a predicted model, not a curated record
UCAGACGAUAAAACAAGAGGCAACGACUUCGGAUGCCGGUUGGGUUCAGAAUCAAAAGUUUUUCAUCGGAAUAAUUACCGCCCCACAUUCCGAUUUGCUCAAACAUUUCCAUAAUAUACUUUGGAUGUAACGCAGGUUUCUCUCUGGUAACGCAUGGUAUUCUACCUAGUUGGCUGUAGGCAGCAGAUUAUUCUUGAACCGUGGUUCGUUGGAGUUACGAUGACCAUCGGAGUUUGGCGCGUGCGCUUAAUUUUUCGUAGAUCUGUCAACGUAACGUGCGAAACUCAUGUGUAUAAAACCGAGUGAUUAACCCGAAUAUGACCGGAUGAAAUGACAUAAGUGUUUUUUAAGCGUUUUAAGUCAUUUUUAUGCAAAUGCGGUAGUGCCGUACAAUGCUUUAACCGAAGGUACAACUAAUAUAGUGUAGCGCAUCAGCUGUUGUCCGGUCGAGAUGAGCACGGAACAUCGCUUUCAGAUUAAAGAGUAUCUGAGUUCGGAGGAUCAAUACGUCGGAUACUCGGGUCCAUGCGAUGCGUUGUUCAAGAAUGAUGUAUAUUAAGAAGCGAUAUUAAUCUUACCGAAAGCAAUUUUGUUACAACUCUAAAAUGGGGACGAAAUUUGCUGCAUACACACUAAAGCUCUCGAGUCUUCACGAUUACCAUCAAAGACUCCUACACGCGAUUCAGCCAACUCCCUCAGGAUUCGACAUGACUAAUACCAUAAAAUACUUUUCUCAAACAUUGCUUUCCCUCCUCAAAGACGUUCCUGAUUCUCCGUUAGAAAUGAUAAAAUCACAAGAGUUUGAUUCACAGAGAAUGGCACUGUAUCCAAACUUGGAUUAUAAACAGCUCUACAAUGCAGUGAUGCAGCUCAUGGAUGUUGUUCCCCUGGUGCACAUUGGUCUGCAAUCAUUUGGCCAGGCAAUACUGCAAUGCUUGUGUUGUUUAUUGCCAUUUUUGGAACACGAUCUUGUAGACAACUUGCCAUAUCUAACAGCAAGUGCUAUAUCCGUUCUACCAGUUGAACUGCAUCAGGAGAUUGUGAAUUACCUCUGUUUCUAUAUUCUACCCUUCACAAUUACACGCAAAAUUGAAGAUGGAACAGAAAACUAUGCUAGUCAAUCUGUUUCUGCUGUCAUCAUGACGGUGUUCCAGUACUCAAAUAAUCCUGCACAUCAUUGUCAGUUAUUAGAAUGUUUAAUGGCAUUGAAACCUGGAGUGGUAAAAGACAUAUUAUGCGUAAUUGCAUAUGGGACAGCUCCUGCUCGUGCAUCUGCUGCAAAACUCUUAUUCUAUUACUGGCCAACCUUCAAUGCAAAUUUGUUUGAUCGCCGUGCUGUAUUGAUGAAAUUUACAAACGACUUGACUCCAUUUGUAUGCCAAAGAGACAUGUGCCCAAAUGCUGGUAAUGCCGAAGCUGGAAAAGUUUGCUAUGAUCAUUACAUUUCAAUUACAUUUGCAACUGAUUCACCACCUCCACUUUACUUGUGCAUAGAGUGUGCCAAUGAAAUUCAUCGUGAACAUCCGAAUCAAAUGUUUUAUGAUAUUCUUCAUCCAAUGCAACAAGUAUCCAUGGUUUGCGAGAAUAAGAACUGUAGGGCAACUGAUAAGGCAGCCAUAAGCGUUUGCUUUUCUACGGAAUGCGCAAGCUAUAAUGGAAAUCAUCCGAUUCGUUACUGCCAACAAUGUCAUAAUAUUCGACAUAACAAUCGUCGAGGUGGUGAUCAUGUUUUCCAUACUGCAUUGCCACAUAUAUCACACAUGGAUUCACAGAUGCAGACGUAUAUGGUCCAGGCUAUUGUCAGCCUGCUUAAGGAGGCUGAACCGCUAAGUAUGGAUAGUAACAAAGAUUCGUUGGAAAUUAAUACUAAUAAAGGAGGGACAGGGUUCUCAGGAACUGGCAUUGGUCAAGGUGGUCAAGGCGCUGAUCCCGCUAGUUUGGAGGAACGGCAACUAUUGGGUCGAUAUGGAGUAUGGCUGCUCGUGGGACUCUGCACACCGAAUCAGGAUACACCCGUCCAAAUUCUCGGCCGUUUAUUGUCAAUGCUAUUUCAUUGGUUUCAUGUUACUGCUUACUCCUUUGAUGGUACUAAAAAAAGUCUUAUGCAUCUUAUCUUUUCUGUUGGUCAAGCUGAAAGCACUUUGGAAAAGUUAAAAACUGACUAUGUUUGUGGCUGGUUGUCUGAAAUUGCUAAGACACAUUAUGAAGUAUUUAUUUCUUGCCUGCUUCCUCAUCCUACAGACUAUGUGAGAGUCGGAGGACACUGGGAAACUUUGGCAUCUAGAACAUCCCAUUUGAAAGAUGGUUUAAACAGAUUAUUUUGCCUCGUUCCUUAUGAGGUGAUCACUCCUGAAAUUUGGGAUUAUGUAAUGCCGCAUUGGAUGGAAGCCAUGGUCAAUGAUGUGCCAGAAAAGGAACUCAAUGAACUGAAAAUUAUAUUAUGCAAAAUCUUGGAUCCAGAUAUGAGCCCACUUGGUUUCGAUGCUAAGAAGAUGUAUAACUUUGUGGCUAAAAGAUUUGUCAAUACAACAGCGAAAGUUCAAGAGCAAGCUCUUAAUUGGCUUCAAAUUCUAACAAUGCUUGAAAUAAUGAUUCCACUUACCCAGUUAUUCUCAAUGUUUGGCGACGGUGUACAAGUAAUGAAGGCAACCAUUCAGAGUGAUACAGAUAAGUCUGCCGAAUCAUCAAAACCCUGCGAUGUAACAUACAAUAGGAGCACAAUAUCUCCGGUCGUUGAAGACGAUUCUGGAAAUACAACACCACUGUCUGAUGACAUAAUACCGAUACCACGCCAUAUGGAAUUCACUACAGAUACUGAAUUAAAUCUGUCAUGCUGUAUACUUAUGUUAGAUGUACUAUUGAAACAGAUGGAACUUCAAGAUAUCGAUAAACAUACAGGGAUUAAUACUUGGGUAUGUAGAGAUGCUUGUGGUCUUAUGAAAUCUAUGGUGGCUGCAACCUGGAGUGGAAGUCAUUCUUGUUUAACAGACAAUGAGUGUACUUACUGCGAAUCGAGAGUUAUUUGGCAUCAGCUAUGUUUGCAAUUAGUUACAUACAUGGCACCUGAAAAUCCAGCUUAUCCACCAGACGCAGUUAUUGACGAAGCUGCAGAAGAUCACGGGCGCAAGAGUCCGCCGGAGUCAGAUAAAAAAUCCGACAGUAAGCCUGAUGUUGUAAUCACCAUGCCAGUACCAGAACUGCACUCUGUGGGAGGCGUCCUUGUACAUAUGCCUCACGUAUGUUCUUUCUUUGAACAGAUUAUGACAGCCACUGUAGAAACAGUCUCGGAGCAGCUUGAUUUGACAGCUAUUAUUCCAGCUGAAAGAGUUAUGUCAGCAGUAGCGAGAGCUGUUACGCUUUCUGAAACAGAUGUGGCUACUGCAACUGUCAGUAUAGCAAAGCCUCAGAUUGUGGGGGAAAAUGAUCAACCAGUGAUGACCAGCCCAGAUAAUGAGUUAGAUGACUUUUGGCACACGUCAGUGGGCAAGUUCAGAUUCACAAUAGAAGAUUUGCCAGAACAGCUUCAGUACAUCCAUAAACUUUUGAAGGAAUUAAUAGCUAUUGACAAGCCGGACAUAUUAUAUUACAUGUUGCAAUGUUUGAAUAUCAUGGUUUUGCACGGAGAUGCUUUCAACACCGCAGUUAAAGAUCAUCAAGGUUUUUUCAUAUGGUGUCAAGAAAAUUUGCUCAUUAAAACUCUUUGGGAAUUAUGCAAUGCGGAACAUUCUCACAUUGCUCAGGUAACAGUACCACUGUUAUUACAUUGCAUAACACUUCCCUGUGGAGCUGACACAUUUUGGCACCUCAUUCAGGAAGAAUUUCAUAGUUGCGAUUGGCGCGUUAGAUUUGUUGCUGUUGAGCGAGUAACUUUAAUAGCCAGAUUUAUGGAUUCAACGCCUCUACGAGGUAAUCCAAGCUUGCAAGCAGCCCUUACAAACGCUUUCUGCUAUUUAAUUACCAGCAUGGAUGAUAAUAAUGUACACGUUGCACAACGUGCAACAUUAUACCUGGGCACAAUACAUGACACUGCUAUAAGGUCUCUGAUAUUUUGUCUCGAGACGCAAUUCGAUUCGGUUAUAGUAGAUCGACCCAUGGUGCUUCAAUCUCUCUAUCAAUUACAUAAUAGUCUCAGUGAUAGGCGAAUUCUCACAUGGGAAUUCUUCUUAAAUCGUUUUGAUACGCUAUAUCUGGAAGCACAAAUAAAUUUGGAAAAGGCUGGAGAUAUAGCAUAUCUUCGUGAUCUAAGGAAUACCGAUUUAAAUAGUGAAAUAUUCAUCAGAAAGCUACAUCGAGCACAUGAAGCUCUUUCCCUGUCUGAUGGUAGUAGUACAAGCUUGGUGAAAACUCUGAGUGCCAGUUUUGGUACGAAAUGGCCAUAUAAACGUACAAUGUCUGCACCAGCUUCCACAAUUCCGCGUCAAGAUACGAAACAAGAGAAAGAGAAAGUGUACAGCCGGCAGUACUCGGCGCCUAUCUUAAAGCGCAAGAGCUCCAGGUUUGGAUUGGGUCAGUUGCUGGGGUCCACCCCACCUAAUAACAGUAUCCCAGAUGGUCACAUUCAUUCUUUGAACGUAGCUGAGGAGGGCGCAAACUUACCUGGAUUCAUCCAUAAGGUCAUUGAUCUGGAAGAGUCUGACAAAGAAACUAUCCACUUACUUGUAUUUCUUCUCAUGCAGUUCCUCUCCAGAGCUGAUCAAGCAUUUCCCACCGAUGAAAAACCAUUAUGUAAAACGCAAGGGAUUAUAUUGCGUCAUCUUUACCUUCUUCUUGGAUAUAAUCAAUUGGACCGAACAUUUCACACCUCUCCGCAACGUCUCAGAGUGUCACCAGUAUUCAAUGUCUUUAUUGCAAAUCUGCCGCAACUUCUUGAUCAAAAUCAUAUUAUGGGAUGGAUAAUGGUACCUCCUGUCCUUGCCGUAUUGCAGCAUUGUCCAUGUCCUCCCCAGGGUGUACCUGCUGUUGACCAUCAACCUCCAACUUACAGUCUCUGGUAUUUGGAACCACAUAUUAGACGAACAUGGUUGAUGUCACUUCUGGUUUUAUUAUACAAGUAUCAAUAUGGACAGCAACCGUGGUGUAGCCAACUUCAGUCUUUGAUCAAAAUAGUUUUAAACACUUUGGAUACUCAACAUCAUCAAUGCAGGCGAAUUCCAGCUACUGUCGUUAUGGGAGGACCUCCAUCAAGAUCGCGAGACGUAUCUCAACCUUCUCUUGGAGCAGACCAUGACCUAGCAGCUGGAUGUACUGCAGAACUUGAUGGAGAAAGUCCACCUGGAAGAGUCUCGUCAGCCAUUAUUUCUGUGCAUCAGCGUAGUCCUGGAACAAAUCAUGCACAAUCGCAUGCCAUGGAAACGCACUGGGAAGAAACAACCCCCAGCCUAUAUCCAAAUAAACACUCCAGUUAUUCAAUAAACGCUGAUGAUACGGAGUCAGAACUGGCGGCUAUACCAGAGAGCCCAAAAUCGGACUGCACUCUUCAUGGCAGUAGCAGUGGAUCACUUGGUGAAAUGGAUGAAAGUUCUGGUGUUGUAGGCAGAAAUGUAGCUACUACGAGUAAAAUGAUUGUGCAUGCUGCAGAUAUAGAUCAUUCUAGUUCUACUGAAAAAAACAAGUUACUAGAUGCACAAAGUGUUCAUCAUAAUAAACAUGAAGGUCUUGUACAUCGGCCAACAUGGUUUCUCGGUAGCGAAGAUGACGGACUGCAGGUAAAUAGUGGACUGCCACAUAAGAAGUGGGGCGUACAUGAAGGUGUUAAGAUGAUGGUCACAUCUUCAUUAUUAUCUGGGCAACAACAUUCGCAUAAAUCUACGCCACCACCGAUUUCAGUAGCUAAAGCCACAGUAGUAACACAAUCUGGCUCAAACGGCACUGUUGUAUCCACCAAGCCAACAUUUAGUUCAACUGGACUCGCAAGUGCUAUAGCUGUAGCUACUGGAGUACCUAAUCUUUGUACAGCUAAAACUCAAUCUGUAAAUUCGUAUAGACCUGAUGUGGUGACCAAAGAAAGAGUAUCCACAGUUGUACCAGAGCAGGCAACACAUGUCUCACCUAUACCAAAACAAUUUGGGCGGCAAAAAAACGUUGACCAAAGUACACCCAUAACUUCUCCUGUUUCAAUAUGCCAAACUACGCCAGCUGUCAGUCAGCCACUUGGCAGUGACCAGUCUUGUUCGCCUGUCGUUAGCUCAAUGUCAUCACAGCUUACCAGCACUGAGAAUGGUGAAAAUAUUGCGCCACGAUGGCAAAGUGUUUCUACUCAUCAACAGAUAGUAACACCAACUAUGGAACGAUUGCUCCCCAUUGGUACUGUUGCACGACAACGUACAACUCACCGUGUAUUGAUGUGUGAAGAAACGUAUGGAUCACCGGAAUCCCCCUUAUCCAAGAUGGAUAUACUGACAGUGGGAUCUUCUUUCGAUCAAGACAGUGAAACAUGCAUUUCGAGUGACGUAACAACACCGCGAAGUAUGUCUCAAUUGGAAUUUCCAUUACCAGAACGCCUCUUACCCGUUGGACCACAACGAGACAAUAUAUCUGGCCUUAUAGAACGUGUAUGGCAAGUUCUUGGUGUGCCAGGAGCGGAUGAUAUUUGUCAUCAACAAAAUGAGAAGACAAUACCUGAGAAAAAAAGUUCUAGUUAUGGCCCACAUCCAAAGCGAGAUAAUGUUUCUUCAGAUAACAAGACAUCCUCGGCCUCAGUAUUAACUCCAGUCGCAACUGAGAUCCACUCAAGAUCCCCAAGUCCCAGAAAAUUAACGAAGCAGGUAGCUUUAGAGUCACCCCCUCCUGUGAUCGAAGAAUCUUUUUUAAGGUCUUUAGAGCAUGACCGUAAAAUAAAAAUGGAAGAUUUAUUGCGUAGUCAACGAGAGAAAAUGCGUAAAACACCUUUCAAUAUGACACAGCAUUCAAUUGGAAAUAUCCGACGACCAGAAUCUUGGCCUGGACCACACGUGCAAGCAAAUUUGGAUCCAGUGUUACAACAGGCAUAUCAUGCAGAUUUUAACUUGAAGCAAAGUCUAUUUCGAAUCGGAGAUGAUUGCGUGUAUGACAGAUGUUCUGAAUGUGGGACAGUAAAAGAAGAGUACAGCGAUGAAGAAUUAGGUCUAUGCAUAAUUACAUUGGGUACCUUUAUUCACAGGGAGCCAUCAUUAGCAGCUCCACUUCUUCCAGAAAUUCUAAGCGUUGUCGCUAAAGUUGCUUUGAAUGCCAUGUAUCCGUGGCAAAAUGAGACAAACAUGCAUUUACCUGGAGGAGCAGUGAGCGUAGCGCAUCAAUUUCUGAGAUGUGUUUUGCACCAGUUAGCUCCAAAUGGUGUGUUCGUACAGAUGUUUCAGACACAUACUAAUGAGGCAACGAGAAUGCAGUUCUUCAAAAGUGUAACGCAAGCCUUGGUAGAUUUCAACGAAUUGAACCCAAUUGCUCCACUACAGCUGUUAUUAGAGAGUUUAAAUACAAAGAAAACACUUCCCUUGGAGCGACUCCCAACAAUCCUGCACAACGUUGCUUGUUAUCUCGAUUGUUUACCAUUAGAAGCAGGCUUAGGACCUGGGGCUGCCACUUGGGGUGGCUUGUUAUCACAAAUUGAUGGGCUAUUCCGAAGACUAGUGUUGCUACUUAAUUCUAUCGAAGAUAUAACUCCUCUACUCAGAAUAAUGGUUUCAGUAUUGAAAGUUCCUGGUAUACCGCAGUUUAAGGGAAUGCUUGACCCGUUUUCAAAAGUUCUCAGCUACGCCAUACAGAAUUCAAUAUUAAAGUACAAUUAUCUGACUGAUUUAUGCUACCUGUGUCAUCGUGGAUUCACGCGAGACCGAGACAAGCAUUUUUUAAGUCGAACUGUCGUUUUUGAAUUGGUUCAGGCAAUCAAAUUCAAGAGUACGAUUCCAGACUCAAACUUUUUACUGUUGAUUCACUUCAUUCUCCAGGAUGUGGGAGGUAUGUUACCUAUGAACGUUGCAAUGGAAGAUGUUCAAGCAGAUGUAUCGCCUAUUUAUAAUACAAACUCAUCUGAAUCCUUGCGGAACCAACUAUCAGAUGUUCUAGAUUUUUUAGCCGACUUUCAUACUCUGAGUAAAGUAAAGAGUUACAGCAAAGGCCUUCAAGCCGGAUUAAAUGAAGACACUUUAGGAGGGAUGCUAAAAUGCGGCUUGGCACAAUACUUAGCUUUAGAAAUAACCAGAGGGAAUAGUCGCGAUAACAGAGCAGUAGCAAGAUAUUUACCUUGGCUUUAUAGUCCACCAUCAACUCUACAACAGGGAUCACGUGAGUUCGUUGAUUGCAUAGGUCAUGUACGUCUUCUGUCCUGGCUGCUAUUAGGAUCAUUGACCCACACUGCCCUUCAUGGAAACAGUAAUACAUGGUCCGGCAAUCCACAUAUACAUGGGCCACCGACUCCAUUUGCACAACCUAUACCUCAAGAAGUUUCUUGCCAUAUUGCAGACCACAUUCAAGUUAUACUGUCUGGUUUCCCCGAGCAGUCAAAAACUUCAGUACUACACAUGUCUUCCCUUUUUCAUACUUUUAUUUUGUGCCAGCUCUGGACUGUCUAUUUAGAAGAAGUUUCUAAGCGUAAUUUGACCACUAGCGAAACCCAUAGUGUAACAAUGAGUAUACUACUUGAUUUUUGGGGUAAAGUUACACCCUGUGUCCUCCAACUUGUGACGCAUUCUAAAGUGCUGGCAGAGAUGGUGAACUUGCAUUUUUUAAGUUUAUUGGAAGCACUGUUGGAGUGUCAAUCCACUUUACUUAGCAAGCUACUACCUCUCUGGAGCCCGAUUUUAUUUGCCCAUCAUAUUCAGUUGCCAGGCCAAUUACAAAUGCGUCUUCAGAAUUGUCGGAACUUUCCCCCCACAAAACCAACUGAAUAUUUGGGAAAAGCUGACAGUCCCAGUGUAGAACAGCGUGAUUCCAAUCCAGUGUUGAUGCGAUGGCUUCAUCGCUUACAAUUUAAAAUGGGGCAAAUUGAGUUACAAUCUUCGACAGCUACUCAAUUUUACUCUAUCUGAAAAAAUAAAGUCAAUAAGUGUUCCUUUGCUGGUUUCUUGAUGUUGAAACUGUUUGUUUAACUCCUGCUAGUUGGAACAUACCUAUUUUUCCGUGAUAGUAUCAAUUAAUUAAAUACGCAGAAUUAUGGUUCUAUUCAGCACUGUUUUUGAGUUUAUAUGUAUAUAAUGAUUGUUAAAUAAUUGUUGAGUAAUUCCUGUUCGAGUAGACAAUAGAGAAUUCAGUUUAGGUAUUACUAUUUGUUCAGUGUCUCACAUGGUUUUCAGAGUCUAUUAUAACGAGAGCACAUUGUGCAGCGGAUGUUUCAUGCUCAAAUCGAGACUACUGAGGAUUAAGACAAGACAUAGAGUCACCUUGGGUAGGUUGGAAGGUUCGUUUCAUGAGAUCCUUUCAGCAUAAUUAUUAUCUAUUUAUAGUGAGGCUUGCCAGACGUUCCGCAAUUCGUGCGACAGUCCGGUGAUGAAACAGUGUACUAGGUCAUGCACACUAUUUAAAUUUCAAUCAAAUAUGUUAUGAAAAGGGUACUUGUUUUAUAGCUUCUCGCUCUAAUCUUUUAUAACCUUAAGUUUAAAUAAACAUGGUUUCAUGCAGA